Salvelinus namaycush (lake trout) is the source of this 1869-nucleotide messenger RNA. Its product is annotated as leucine-rich repeat and immunoglobulin-like domain-containing nogo receptor-interacting protein 3. NCBI's taxonomy places the organism in Eukaryota, Metazoa, Chordata, Actinopteri, Salmoniformes, Salmonidae. The transcript is spliced from 3 exons. The record is from RefSeq and is a predicted model, not a curated record. Bases 1 to 1869 code for a protein of 622 amino acids. Gene Ontology annotation, molecular function: protein binding.
AUGACUGGCUCCCCGGGCAUCAGUGGGCAGUCCCUGUCGCCAUGGCGGUGGCUGAGUCUCUGGGGGCCGGUCCUGCUGCUGGUUACCAUGACAACCCUACUGCCAGGUUGUUGCCAGGCAUGCCCUCCACGGUGCGAGUGCUCGGCCCAAAUCCGGUCCGUCUUGUGCCAGCGGCGGCGGCUCACCGGUAUCCCAGAGGGCAUCCCCACGGAAACUCGCCUCCUGGACCUCAGCCGGAACCGUCUCCGCUGGGUGGAGAUGGGUGACCUGGCGCCGUAUCCGCACCUUGAAGAAGUGGACCUGAGUGAGAACCUCAUUGCCACACUGGAGCCCAACGCGUUCGCCAACCUGCAGAGCCUCCGGGUGUUACGGCUGAGGGCGAACCAGUUGAAGCUUGUACCCAUGGGGGCCUUCGCCAAGCUGGUCAACCUGACCACGCUGGACCUGAGUGAGAACAAGCUGGUGAUUCUGUUGGACUACACCUUCCAGGACCUGAGGAGUCUAAGACACCUGGAGGUGGGAGACAAUGACCUGGUCUACAUCUCUCAUGAGGCCUUCUCUGGCCUGUUAGGGGUGGAGGAUCUGACCAUUGAACGCUGCAACCUGACUUCCAUCUCUGGCCAGACGCUGUCCUACCUACGCAGCCUGGUCACUUUGCGACUACGCCAGCUCAGCAUCCCCGCCCUGGAGGACCAGAACUUCCGUAAGCUGGCCAACCUGCGGGUACUGGAGAUUGACAACUGGCCCUACCUGGAAUACAUCUCCCCCCUGAGCUUCCAGGGUCUGGACCUGUACUGGCUGUCCAUCACCAACAGCAAUAUCACCUCCGUCCCCUCGUCCUCCUUCAGAAACCUGAUCCACCUCACCCAUCUCAACCUCUCCUACAACCCCAUCACCACCCUGGAGCCUUGGGCUUUCAGGGACCUGCUGAGGCUCAAAGAGCUGAUCAUGGUGAACACGGGCCUGGCUACGGUGGAGCCCCACUCCCUGGGAGGCCUCAGACAGAUCCGGGUCCUCAACUUCUCCUCCAAUGACCUCCAGACCCUGGAGGAGGGAUCGUUCCACUCUGUCAACAGCCUGGAGACGCUGCGGGUGGAUGGGAACCCGCUGCUGUGUGACUGCCGUUUGUUGUGGAUCCUGCAGAGACGCAAGACCCUCAACUUUGACGGCAGGGUGCCUGUGUGCGCUGGGCCGGUGGAGGUGCAGGGGAACAGCCUCAGCACCUUCACCGACUCAGCGCUCUUUGAUCACUUCACCUGCCAGAAGCCCAAGAUACGCAACCGCAAGCUUCAACAAGUGACGGCUCGUGAGGGCCAGCCAGUGAGUUUCCUCUGCAGUGCUGUGGGAGAGCCCGCCCCCAACAUCAUGUGGAUCUCCCCUCAGCGCCGACUAAUCACAGCCAAGAGCAAUGGCCGCAUCACCGUCCUCCCAGGAGGGACGUUGGAGAUCCGCUAUGCCCAGGUCACCGACAGCGGCACCUACAUGUGCAUCGCCAGCAAUGCCGGGGGAAAUGACACUUACUUUGCGAUGCUCACGGUCCGGGGCGCGCCGCUGGAUGCCUCGUCGGCCUUCUUCGCCAACCGCUCGAUGUACGGCGGCGACUUCUUCAACGACACAAACCUGAAUAGCACUCGCGUCUUCCUCAAGUUCACCCUGGACCUGACCACCAUACUGGUCUCCACAGCGAUGGGCUGCAUCACCUUCCUGGGCGUGGUGCUCUUCUGUUUCCUGUUGUUGUUUGCAUGGAGCCGGGGGCGGGGUCAGCGUAAGAACAACUUCACCGUCGAGACCCCUUUCCGGAAGGCCGAGGGGCCGGCGGCGGUGGGUGGCGCCGGAGGGGCCCGGAAAUUCAACAUGAAGAUGAUAUGA